Messenger RNA from Chanos chanos (milkfish), 5313 nucleotides. Its product is annotated as scavenger receptor cysteine-rich type 1 protein M130-like. The record is from RefSeq and is a predicted model, not a curated record. Lineage: Eukaryota; Metazoa; Chordata; Actinopteri; Gonorynchiformes; Chanidae. The coding region runs from base 1 to 5313 and encodes 1770 amino acids. Gene Ontology annotation, cellular component: membrane. The transcript has 29 exons.
AUGACCUCUACACUAGACCACAGGGCUUGGAAGAAAACUGAAAAGGAGGAGCGGUAUGUGUAUGUUUAUGUGCGACUGGACUGUGGGGAGGCUGUAGCAGUAUUGUAUAAUGCUCAUUUUGGAGAGGGAUCAGGACCAAUCUGGAUGGAAAAUGUGGCCUGCAGUGGGUCAGAGUCUACACUGAAGAACUGUACAUCAGCAGGAUGGGGCAAACAUAACUGUCUUCAUUCUGAAGAUGCUGGAGUCAUCUGCUCAGGUCAUGUGACCAGACUAGUUGAUGGAUUUAACUUGUGUUCUGGGAGACUAGAGCUUCUACGUGGAAACCAGUGGGGCACGGUGUGUGAUGCUGCCUUUGACCAGCAGGAUGCAGAGGUUGUGUGUCGAGAGCUGGGCUGUGGGGCUCCUGGAGAAAUUCUGGGAGGAGCAGCUUUUGGCAGAGGGGAGGGCCAUGUGUUGUCAGAUGAGUUUCAGUGUGGAGGAAAUGAAUCAGAGAUUUUCCUUUGUCCAAAAUUACCUUCACAAAAACAAAACUGUUCUCACAAUAAUGAUGUGGGGCUUACAUGCACGGCUUACACAGAGUUCAAACUGGUUGGAGGCCCUGACUCCUGUGCUGGUCGAGUUGAGCUACGGUACCUGGAUGAGUGGGGCAUGGUGUGUGAUGCAUCAUGGGACAUGAGAGCUGCCAGUGUCCUCUGUAGACAGCUGAAUUGUGGGAGUGCUCUGGGCAUCGUGGGAUUAGACCAUUUUGGAGAGAGGAGUGGCCAGAUUUGGUCUGAUGUGUUUGAUUGCCAGGGGAAUGAGACACACCUGUCAGAAUGUGUCAUCUCCUCAUGGAGUCGAGAUUCAUGUUCUCAUGAACAGGAUGUUGGAGUCAUCUGUUCUGAUUCCACAAAGUCUCUUCAGGAUGGCAUGCUGCGGACCAUUGGAGAGAGAGAAUGUGAGGGAGAAGUUGAGCUUUAUUACCGUAAGGACUGGAGGAGAGUUCUGUUCAACUCUUUUGGUUUUCCUGAAGCCUCUGUGGUCUGCAGACAGUUGGGUUGUGGCUCUGCUGUAAAGUUCUGGAGCUCCCAUCCAUCCAGCAUCAAAGGCACUGAAGUGUGUCUGACAGAUUUUUCAUGCUCUGGUAAUGAAGCUCAUGUAUAUCAGUGCAGAAUCAUUGCUGGCACAGUCUGCAGUCACAGUGAAUAUCCGUCAGUCAUCUGCUCUGGUGAGACACUCAUGUCCCUCAGGCUGGUGGGUUCUGGGAGUGACUGUGCAGGGAGACUGGAGAUUUUCCACAAAAACUCAUGGGGAACAGUGUGUGAUGAUUCCUGGGAUAUUGAAGAUGCCCAGGUUGUGUGCAGGCAGCUCCAGUGUGGAGAGGCCCUGAGUGUCCCAGUUCCAGCCUGGUUUGGUCCUGGAACUGGACCCAUAUGGCUGGAUGAGGUGGAGUGCCUGGGGAACGAGACGUCCCUGCUGAGUUGUUCUUCAAAGAGAUGGGGACAACAUGACUGUGGACACAGUGAAGAUGUGGGAGUGGUGUGUUCAGAGUUCAAAGAGGUCAGACUUACUGAAGGCUGCUCAGGGAACCUGGAGGUAUUUUAUAAUGGGACCUGGGGUAAUGUCUGCAUGAACCAGAUGGACUCAGACACAGCCUCUUUAAUCUGCCAAGAGCUGAACUGUGGAAAGAGUGGCAGUGUUGACUGGGCCAGACCAAGAGUGGCUUCAGCUCCAAACUGGCUUGAUUCAAUGAAAUGCAGACCACAUGACGUCACUCUGUGGCAGUGUCCAUCUUCACCCUGGGGUCAGAAUGAAUGCACUGAUGUGGAAGUGGCUCAAAUGACCUGUUCAGAAGAAAAAAGUUCCAGCCCACGAAGUCAUUUGACAUGUUCAGCAUCUACAGCCCAGAGGCCAUGUUCAGACCGUCUACCCCUCAGGCUGAUGGGAGGAGAGGGCCAGUGCUCUGGGAGGCUGGAGGUUUAUCAUAACGGUACCUGGGGCUCAGUCUGUGAUGAUCUGUGGGACAUGAGGGAUGCUCAGGUGGUGUGCAGGCAGCUGGGCUGUGGUCAGGCACUGAGGACUGAUGGGAGUGUUGUCUCUGGUCAUGGAGAGGACACUGUGUGGCUGAGUAGAGUGGAGUGCAGAGGCAGUGAGUUCCAGCUGUGGGACUGCUCUCUCUCCCUGAAGAACCACACUGACUGUUCCAAAGAGAGACACGCCAAGGUCACCUGUACAGUUGUUACCAGACGGACCACGACCUCAAAGACUCUGUCUCCAGUUCCACGUCAUUCUGUUCCCUUGGCGGUUUUCCUGGUUCUAGGAACACUGCUCCUACUGCUGGUGGUGCUUCUGGUUGUGAUGUUUUAUCAGAACAGAGCAAUGAGGAGAGCCCUUUCCAAGAGGAAACACAUGACUGUGUCUGAAGUGGUCUAUGAGGAGAUUCAUGACAGAUUCAUCACUAAAAGAACCAGUAACACUGCUCAGAGUGGGGGAAAUGAGGAGGAGGUUACACCAGAGGAUUAUGAUGAUGUCAGGUCUGUUGGAGAUGUUCAGCAAAAUCUUCAGAAGAUGGAAUAUGAAAAUGUGGUGGAAGAAGCUCUCAAAGGCGAGAGAAAACUCUCUGAAGAUUACAAGGCCAAAAGUGACCCAUAUGCUGGCAAGAAUGGCAGUGUGAGAGACCAAGUAGAAUCCAAGCAUCACCACCAAGGCCAUCCUGAUGACUCUGAGCAGUUCUGGUACCAACAUCUCAGGCCAGACACUCCAGUGGACACUGCACAAGGCUGGUCUCCAUGGACACAGACCAAGGAGGGCUCCACUUCUCCAAGACAGCUGGUGAAUGGUGGUAAGCGCUGUGCUGGGAGAGUGGAGGUUCUUCAUGAGGGACAGUGGGGCACGGUUUGUUCUUUUUCCUGGGAUAUGACUGAUGCUGCAGUGGUCUGUAGAGAGCUGGACUGUGGGGAGGCUGUAGCAGUAUUGCAUAAUGCUCAUUUUGGAGAGGGAUCAGGACCAAUCUGGAUGGAUAAUGUGGCCUGCAGUGGAUCAGAGUCUACACUGAAGAACUGUACAUCAGCAGGAUGGGGCAAACAUAGCUGUCUCCAUUCUGAAGAUGCUGGAGUCAUCUGCUCAGGUCAUGUGACCAGACUAGCAGAUGGAUUUAACUUGUGUUCUGGGAGACUAGAGCUCCUACGUGGAAACAAAUGGGGCACGGUGUGUGAUGCUGCCUUUGACCAGCAGGAUGCAGAGGUUGUGUGUCGAGAGCUGGGCUGUGGGGCUCCUGGAGAAAUUCUGGGAGGAGCAGCUUUUGGCAGAGGGGAGGGCCAUGUGUUGUCAGAUGAGUUUCAGUGUGGAGGAAAUGAAUCUGAGAUUUUCCUUUGUCCAAAAUCAUCUUCACAGACACGAAAUUGUUCCCAUGAUAAUGAUGUAGGUCUUACAUGCACAGCUUACACAGAGUUCAAACUGGUUGGAGGCCCUGACUCCUGUGCUGGUCGAGUUGAGCUGCGGUACCUGGAGGAGUGGGGCACAGUGUGUGAUGCAUCAUGGGACAUGAGAGCUGCCAGUGUCCUCUGUAGACAGCUGAAUUGUGGGAGUGCUCUGGGUGUCGUGGGAUUGGAUCUUUUUGGACAGGGGAGUGGCCAGAUUUGGUCUGAUGUGUUUGAUUGCCAGGGGAAUGAGACCCACCUGUCAGAAUGUGUCAUCUCUUCAUGGAGUCGAGCUUCAUGUUCUCAUGAACAGGAUGUUGGAGUCAUCUGCUCUGAUUCUUCAAAGUCUGUUCAGGAUGGCAUGCUGCGGACCAUUGGAGUGAGAGAAUGUGAGGGAGAAGUUGAGCUUUUUUACCGUAAGAUGUGGAGGAGAGUUCUGUUCAACUCUUUCGGUUUCCCUGAAGCCUCUGUGGUCUGCAGACAGUUGGGUUGUGGCUCUGUGGUAAAGUUCUGGACCUCCUCUCCAUCCAGCAUCAAAGACUCAGGUCCCAGGUCCCUCAGGCUGGUGGGUUCUGGGAGUGACUGUGCAGGGAGACUAGAGAUUUUCCACAAAGACUCAUGGGGAACAGUGUGUGAUGAUUCCUGGGAUAUUGAAGAUGCCCAGGUUGUGUGCAGACAGCUCCAGUGUGGAGAGGCCCUCAGUCCCCCAGUUCCAGCCUGGUUUGGUCCUGGAACUGGACCCAUAUGGCUGGAUGAGGUGGAGUGCCUGGGGAACGAGACGUCCCUGCUGAGUUGUUCUUCAAAGAGAUGGGGACAACAUGACUGUGGACACAGUGAAGAUGUGGGAGUGGUGUGUUCAGAGUUCAAAGAGGUCAGACUUACUGAAGGCUGCUCAGGGAACCUGGAGGUAUUUUAUAAUGGGACCUGGGGUAAUGUCUGCAUGAACCAGAUGGACUCAGACACAGCCUCUUUAAUCUGCCAAGAGCUGAACUGUGGAAAGAGUGGCAGUGUUGACUGGGCCAGACCAAGAGUGGCUUCAGCUCCAAACUGGCUUGAUUUAAUGAAAUGCAGACCACAUGACGUCACUCUGUGGCAGUGUCCAUCUUCACCCUGGGGUCAGAAUGAAUGCACUGAUGUUGAAGUGGCUCAAAUGACCUGUUCAGUCUGUGAUGAUCUGUGGGACAUGAGGGAUGCUCAGGUGGUGUGCAGGCAGCUGGGCUGUGGUCAGGCACUGAGGGUUGAUGGGAGUGUUGUCUCUGGUCAUGGAGAGGACACUGUGUGGCUGAGUAGAUUGGAGUGCAGAGGCAGUGAGUUCCAGCUGUGGGACUGCUCUCUCUCCCUGAAGAACCACACUGACUGUUCCAAAGAGAGACACGCCAAGGUCACCUGUACAGAUCAAUCCUCUCCACCUGAAACCACCACAGGUGAAUGUCAUUGUUAUGAGCUGGAAAGUAAUGACAUCUACUGGUUCCUUACCAACUUCAGUUGUUACCAGACGGACCACGACCUCAAAGACUCAAUCUCCAGCUCCACGUCAUUCUGUUCCCUCGGCGAUAUUCCUGGUUCUAGGAACACUGCUCCUACUGCUAGUUGUGCUUCUGCCCUCUCCAAGAGGAAACACAUGACUGUGUCUGAAGUGGUCUAUGAGGAGAUUAAUGACAGAUUCAUCACUAAAAGAACCAGUAACACUGUUCAGAGGGACGGAAAAGUUGAGUGUUAUGAUGAUGAGAAAACUAUUGGUGACCUGACACAUGAGUGGGGAAAUGAGGAUGAGGUUACACCGGAAGAUUAUGACGAUGUCAAGUCUGUUGGAGAUGUUCAGAAGAUGGAAUAUGAAAAUGUGGUGGAAGAAACUCACAAAGGCCAGAGAAAACUCUCUGAAGAUUACGUCAACACAACCGAAGUGACCAAAUAA